GCUCAACCAAUGAGCGGCGGAGGGGGGCGGGAGCCGUUCCCAGGAAGCGGCGGGCGGCGCGGACCCCGCUGUGUGUGCGGGGCGCUGAGGGCGGUGCGCAGCCAUGUCGGAACGGAAAGUCUUGAACAAAUAUUACCCGCCGGACUUCGAUCCUGCGAAGAUCCCGAAGCUCAAACUCCCGAAGGACCGUCAGUAUGUGGUGCGGCUCAUGGCCCCGUUCAACAUGCGCUGCAAGACGUGUGGUGAAUACAUCUAUAAGGGGAAGAAGUUUAAUGCCCGUAAGGAGACGGUUCAGAAUGAGGUGUAUUUGGGACUGCCCAUAUUCCGCUUCUACAUCAAGUGCACGCGGUGCCUGGCCGAGAUCACUUUCAAGACAGAUCCUGAGAACACGGACUACACCAUGGAGCACGGAGCCACUCGUAACUUCCAAGCUGAGAAGCUCUUGGAGGAAGAGGAGAAAAGGAUUCAGAAGGAAAGGGAAGAGGAGGAGCUGAACAAUCCCAUGAAGGUCCUGGAGAACAGAACCAAGGACUCUAAACUGGAGAUGGAAGUUCUGGAGAACCUGCAGGAGCUGAAGGAGCUCAACCAGCGCCAGGCAAAUGUUGACUUUGAGGCCAUGCUGCAGCAGUACAAGGAAUAUGAAGAGGAGCAGAAGCGCAGGGAGCAGGAGGAGGAUGAGCAGGAGAUGAAAGCCAUGCUGGAGCAGGCCCAGAACCGCCGGCUGCUGGCAGACUCCGACUCUGACGAAGAGCCUGCAAAACCAGGAACCAAACCUGCGGUGAAGGCAAAGCCUACAGACGUCCUGCAGGAGGACCCUCAGCCCCAGAGCAAGAAGCUGAAGACUGAAAGCUGGGAGCGAAGCGUGGGCAAAUGGAACAGCAAGUCACAGCUGGCUGCACUGGUGACAGCCAGGAAGCAGAAGCUGAGUGCCACCCAGGUUAAUGGGGCAGAGAACCGAGGCACCACUACCAGCACUGGCUCCCUGCCCGGCACUGUGAGCACCACAUCGUCCCUCAGCUUGUUGGGAGCGUACACAGACAGCGAGAGUGACUGAGGAGCCCUGGGAUCACACGUUGCUGCCCUGCCUGGCUGAGAGCACCCGCCCCAAAGCCGCUCAGCCCCACGGUGCUCCCACCCCACACAUCCCGUCCUGCAGUGGGGCUGCGGGCGCCAAUCCUGCACUUCAGGGUGACGCAUCCCAGCGUGGUGCUGGGACGUACUGGGACCGUACAGGACUGUGUUCUUCGUCCUUUCUGCUGUCUCCAGCAGCCCCCCGCCCUCCUGCUGUGCUAACGGCGGUGUGGGGCCUUCCUACCCCCACAGGGGGACGUGAGCUCAGCGCUUUUUUGUAGCUGAGAACCCCCUCCUUUUUCUGCCCCCUCCUAUGGGAUCUGUGUGAGGCUGCUGGGGGGGAAGCAGUGGGGUUGGCUGUGCCCACGGAGGACCCCGAUCAGUGAAUAAAGGUGGUGUGUUGGAACUGC
Meleagris gallopavo (turkey) is the source of this 1481-nucleotide messenger RNA. It is a transcript of the gene YJU2, whose product is annotated as YJU2 splicing factor homolog. The record is from RefSeq and is a predicted model, not a curated record. Gene Ontology annotation, biological process: mRNA splicing, via spliceosome. Lineage: Eukaryota; Metazoa; Chordata; Aves; Galliformes; Phasianidae. Gene Ontology annotation, cellular component: U2-type catalytic step 1 spliceosome.